This is a messenger RNA of Entrophospora sp. SA101, 3285 nucleotides long. The record is from the annotation of a GenBank genome assembly. NCBI's taxonomy places the organism in Eukaryota, Fungi, Glomeromycota, Glomeromycetes, Entrophosporales, Entrophosporaceae.
AUGCCUAGCAGCAGCAACGGAGAUGUUGAAUCUUCUACAACUUCAAAUUCUUCCUCCUCGGCAGGAAAUUUAUUGAAUCGUAGACAAAAUCCUCCGUUGAAACUAAAUUUAACAAUAAAAAAUCGUAAAAAUUCUACUUCUUCAAAUGGCCAAAGCUCCCUAAAAGAUUCGAAUAAUAAUAAAUCCACAAACAGUUCAACUGCUACCAAUUCAGCCAACAUCACUUCAGGACCUUCUACUACUACUAGCACCACCAACAAUAAUGCUAGAAUUAAUUCUUCUACUCCUCCUUUAAUGUCACCAAAAAUUAUUGAAUUACGCAGAUCAGAAUCAUUUUCCUCCAACAAAUCUAGUAAAAGUUCCGAUGACUCUUCCUCCUCCUCAACAGUAAAUUCUUCACAGCCUAACAAUAAGAAAAAACCAAAAUCUUCAAAAUCAUUAGCAACUACAACAGAAACUGCUGCUGCGACCACAGGAACAGAAACUCUUGUACUUAAUGGCAUUGCACCUAAAGGUCGUAGUCAUUUUAAUACAAAUAGAAACCUUGUAAAAAAAUCUAAAGGUGCUAAAAAUGUUAGUAAUAGAGUUUCACCAAAAGAUGAAAUCAAUAAAGAGUUAUUGGCUAGAUUGGAAGAACAAAAUUCUCAAUUGCCUCCUCAGGAUUCAACACAAUUUUUGUUGGCAAGACUUGAAAGACAAAAUGAAUUAUUAGAUAAUGAUCCAAAAUCUGUUUGUAUAGAAUCUAAUGUUCUUAAAGCAAAUUUAGAAACUGUACAGUCGUUAAUUGAUGACAUCACAACAAUCGAAUCUACGAAAACAAUUGAUUGGGACUUCUGGACUGCUUUAAUUCAAGAUUAUAAUUCUGUCGCAACAAAGUUACCACAUUUGUUAACAGCAAAAUUACAACAAGGUUUACCACCUAAAUUGAGAGGAUUGAUCUGGCAAUCAAUGUCUCAAGCUUCUUCCACCUACUUGGAAACAAUGUACUCGCAACUAUUAAACGAGUCAUCACCUUACGAUCGUAUAAUUCAACGUGAUUUGGCUAGAACGUUUCCUACUAUUGAGAUGUUCAAGAAGGAAAAUGGAAAAGGCCAAACUAUGCUUUGGAAUGUGUUAAAAGCCUAUAGUCUUUAUGAUCCUUUGGUUGGAUAUUGUCAAGGUUUAGGAUUCUUGGUUGGUCCAUUGGUGAUGAACAUGAAUGAAACCCAAGCAUUUUGUGUUUUUGUCAGAUUAAUGGAAACAUAUGAUAUGAGAACCAUGUUUACUUUAAAUAUGGAAGGUUUGCAACUAAGACUUUACCAAUUUUCAGCACUUCUUUCACAAAUACUACCAAAUCUUCAUGCACACUUCCAUUUACACGGCGUAAACGUUGGAAUGUUUGCAUCACAAUGGUUUUUAUCAUUGUUUGCUUAUAGUUACCCAUUCCCAUUAGUUUUAAGAAUUUAUGAUGUUGCGUUUGCUGAAGGUGCCCCCGAAACAAUUAUGCGAGUUGCAGUCGCAUUAUUAAAGAAAAAUGAGGAAACGUUGAACUCACUUGGGGAAUUUGAAGAUUUGUUGGAUUUUUUGACCUCGAGACUUUAUGAUGCUUAUAAUAAUGAACCAACAGGAUUAAUUAAAGAUGCAAUGUCUUUGAGUUCAGUUAUAACUAAAUCAAAAUUGGAUCAUCUUUCAGAAAAUUACGUUAAAGAUUUAGAAGAUUCAAAGAAAAGAGCAGAGGAAUUGGUGGCCGUUAGGUUUAAUAGCAGAUUUGGUAGAAACAGCAGCAGCACUAAUAAAAAAGAUAAAAGAAAAAAAGCCAUUGAAGGAGACAAUACUGCUAAUAAACGUGAUGGUAAUAAACCUAAACGUUGGUCAUUACCAAACACUAGAAACUCGAUACAAUCAUUUGUAAAUUAUGCAACUUCCUCCUCCUCAUCAAAUAACAAUUCAUUAAAUAAAGACAGUGAUGAUAAUAACAAUGACGACAAUAAUAGUCAAACAAAUCCUGCAACUCCCACAGCCGCUUCAUUCUUUUCAGUAAAUAACCCAUCACAGCCACAACCAUUAACAUCUUCAACAAACGUGGGAAUAUUACAUCAACAAAUUGAAGAUUUGGUUUUAGCAUUAUCGCAAUUACAAAAAGAUCACGUUGAUUUGACCGAUCAAUUGGUAAAUAUUAAAAUGGAGAAGAUGGAUUUAAUUAACGAGUUGGAAGGAUACAAGUUGAGAGUUAAAGGUAUCGAAAAAGAAAAUAAAAGAAUGUCUUCAUUAUCGGUUUUGUCUAUCAAUAGUGACGCGACACUUAAUGAUGAUACUACAAAUACUAGUGAUAGUAAUGGACCUUUAACACCACCAAAACCCAAUUUAGAUUUUAUUUCUGAUAGCAUUAAUGAUAUUAAUAACCAUAAGACUAUCAAGAGAAGAGCAUCUUUACCGACAACAGUGUUUCAACAAGAUAUAAUUGGUGGUGCUGUAAUUGCUGAUGAGAAGCAACAUUUUAAUUUAUUUAAUAAUAACAAUUUAAAUUCUAAAAAUUUAUCAUUAUCAGUAAAAUUAAAUAAUAAUGGAAUCUUCAACGCCGGUAAAAAUAGUAAUCAAUUUCCAUAUAAAUUUAUUUCAACUCAAGAAUUAAAUCAAUUAAAAGAAGAAAAAUAUGUUUUGAUGCAAGAAAAUGAAAUGUUGGUAAAGAAAAUAUUGGAAUUGGAGGAUAAUUUGGAUAAAUCAUUUAAAGUUAAUAAGAAAUUACAAGAUAAAAAUAGUUUUUUCAGAGAUGAAAUCAAAAGACUGGACGAGGAGAAUGCUGAAGUUAUAUAUGAGAAAAAUGCAAUGUUGGAAAAUGUUAAAGGUGUCAAGGAGUUAAGAAUUCAAUUGAAUAAAGUUAAAAGAGAGAACGAAAAGUUGAAGAAAGAAAUUGAAGAGAACGGAAUUGUGUUAAUGCUAAGUCCUGGUAUUUGUGAUGACAGUAAUAAUGGUAAUGGUGCAACAGGUAAUUGUGUUGAAUAUGAUGAAGAUGGUGUUCAAGGAUUGGGUGAAGAUUUUGAUUUGACAACAUUUAAACAAGAAUUAAAAGAAGAAUUAUUAAACACUUCAAUUAACAAAAGCAAAUCAUUUAGAAGAGUCUCAUUUAUGAGUUUCUUUGGAUCAUGUGAAUCAACCAAAAAAGUAUCAGAAUUGGAAAAGUCUUUGAAAAAUAUUAAAAUAUUAUUGUUAGAAAGUGAAGAUGCAAGAGAAGAUAUGAGUCAUCAGUUGGAGGAAUUGAGUAGUUUGAUUUAUGGAUUUGACGAUAUUGGAUUUGAUAUGGUUUAG